Trichoderma asperellum CBS 433.97 is the source of this 2029-nucleotide messenger RNA. RefSeq lists its product as uncharacterized. NCBI's taxonomy places the organism in Eukaryota, Fungi, Ascomycota, Sordariomycetes, Hypocreales, Hypocreaceae. Gene Ontology annotation, molecular function: oxidoreductase activity; heme binding. The record is from RefSeq and is a predicted model, not a curated record.
GCGAACUCGGCGAAUGGACGGGGGUCGCUGCGUUUCCAUUGAUAGAAAAGCGAUGGCACUUUGCUGCGUCGGAGCUGACAAAAAAGCGUCGAUGUCACUUCCAACACGCGUCGUAGACUCGCUGCCGUUGUAGCGAGAUAUAAACUGCAAGAUGGCCAAAGUAUUUGAUGCUGCCGAAGUUGCAAAGCACAACACCGCAGAUAGCUGCUGGGUGAUCCUCUAUGGACAUGUGUACGAUGUCACCGAUUUCCUCUCCUCGCACCCCGGCGGCUCAAAGGUGAUUCUGCAAUUGGCUGGCCAGGAUGCCACCGAGGAAUUUGAUCCCAUCCACCCGUCGGGCACGCUGGACGAGCUCAAGCCCGAGGCGAAGCUAGGCACAGUCGAUCCCAGCACUCUGGCCGCCAAGAAGCCAGAAGCGCCGGUUCACAAAGACGACGAUGCUCCGGCACCCCUAGAGACGCUCUUGAAUCUCGACGAAAUAGAAGCCGAGGCCACUAAGCGAAUCCCUAAGAAGGGAUGGGCCUACUACUACUCUGCCUCAGACGACAUGAUCACAAAAAGCUUUAACAACACAGUCUACCGAGACAUACUAUUACGGCCUCGUGUCUUCGUCGACUGUACACAAUGCGAUCUGUCGACAACGCUCCUGGGCCACAAAGUUGGCCUCCCUAUAUACAUCAGCCCGGCUGCCAUGGCCAGGUUAGCUCACCCAGACGGCGAGCUGGGCAUAGCCAGAGCGGCAGCCAAGUUCGGUGCUCUCCAGCUCGUCUCCAACAACUCCUCAAUGACCCCAGAGGAAAUUGCUGCUGAAGCAAAGCCGGGUCAGAUGUUUGGAUGGCAGCUGUAUGUCCAAAAUCGCCGUGAAAGGAGCGAAGAGAUGCUGCGACGCAUCCACAAAAUGAGAGACCGAUACAAGACCAUCGUUCUGACGCUAGACGCACCUGUGCCUGGCAAGCGUGAGAUUGACGAAAAAUCCAACUUCGACAAGGGACUGGUGGUUGAGCCAGGUGUCAAGGGCGGUACAGAGAAGCGACCCGGCGGCGGCGGUGUCGGUCAGCAGCUAUUCUUCGGCACAGCCAGUGAUUUGACAUGGCAGACGACGCUGCCGUGGCUGGCAAAGCAUACAGACCUGCCAAUCGUGCUCAAGGGUGUUCACACCUAUGAGGAUGCCUACCUGGCCUCCAAAUAUGCACCGCAGGUCAAAGCCAUCAUCCUGUCGAACCACGGUGGGCGAGCUCUUGAUACAGCUUCGCCCCCUGUUCACGUCCUACUCGAGAUCAGAAAGUACUGCCCCGAAGUAUUUGACAAGAUUGAAGUCUGGGUCGACGGCGGAAUCAGGAGAGGUACCGAUGUUGUCAAAGCCCUCUGCCUCGGUGCGAAAGCUGUAGGCAUUGGUCGUGCCGCAUUGUUUGGCCUUGGAGCCGGAGGCGAAGCUGGCGUGGAGCGAACUUUAGAGAUUCUCGAGGCGGAGACUGCCACAUGCAUGAGGCUCCUCGGAGUGAAGAACAUACAAGAGCUCGGCCCCAGAUUUAUCAACACUCGCCGUGUGGAGAGAGAUAUUUUCGAUGGAGAUGCGGAGUUGGGCAAGCAAGGGCUGUGGACGAAGCCGAAGUUGUGAUGAAUCUUCAUAUGCAUCCUCGGCAGCUCGUGAUGGCACGCGCUGGCUGACGGCGGGGUGAGUGGCGGGUGGUGGGUGCGCGACCACUAGCGCUGGCAGCAGCGCAUCUCUGCAGCAUCUACGGAUACAACUGCGAAAGAUUAAAGCUGGGGAAGAUUGCGAGAUGUGAGUGCUAGUUCUCUUUAGGCGUGGCUGUGGUUUGGGGUAGGCUCCCAGGAUUCUUGACUAGAAAUUGCAGCGAGCGAGCGAUUUAAGCAAGCGAGAUAGUAUGUAGUCGAAACAGCCUUAGACUGUACAUUUGCACGGCAUGGAUUCCGAGAGAGACCUCACAUGCGUCGAGCUUGUGCUGCAGCUAAUGUAGGCAAUAAGAUAUGCCGAUAUGCACCUUCAAAGAGAGUGACUCUCACGAUG